This is a messenger RNA of Eptesicus fuscus (big brown bat), 3442 nucleotides long. RefSeq names its product lines homolog 1 (gene LINS1). Bases 74 to 2542 code for a protein of 822 amino acids. The transcript has 7 exons. The record is from RefSeq and is a predicted model, not a curated record. NCBI's taxonomy places the organism in Eukaryota, Metazoa, Chordata, Mammalia, Chiroptera, Vespertilionidae.
CAAAGCCCACCCCUAGCGGAGGGACUCGAAGCGGUUGCUAGGAGACGCUGUACGCCGAAUAGCGCUUCUACGCAUGCGGGAGGCGGGGCCACCUCGGACGGUCUGUGAAUUACGGUGGCCCGGAGGGGGCCGGCGGUGGCGGGCAUGGCGGUGGCGGAGCAUCCCUGACAGGUUCUAUGGGAGAAACACCUUAGAGUUUUGUCGCAUUUCCAAGAUUCCUAUUUACCAUUUGGGAUCGCCCAACAUCCUGUCUAGAAGACAUACGUCGGCAGUCAAAAUGAAGGAUUCCUUUGAGGUUUUAGACCAGUUAUAUAAGAAGGUACUUGUCGGAGCCACACUGGAAAACGACACGCAGGAUUACAUCCGCUAUCUCCACCCAGCGUUUCCAGAUCACGAUGGCUCUGGGACCGCCUCCUCCCAGCGCGCCAUCGCCCUCGGUGUCGAGGGCAAGUGCCAGCCGCCCCCUGUCCAUUCGGCUACCGUUCCUGUCGCGCCUGCGCCUUGGAAGAGCAGUGCCCGAGAUUUAACGCUCCUUCGGUUGACGGUGAUCCAAGUGAUGGUGAGCAGGGUACUGUCCGAGGAGACCGAGUUCCGUGCGAAGGAGAAGUACAGAGAGAUCCUUACAAUUCUUUUAAAAUCAUCGGACCUUGAUUCCCAAUUAAUCUGCACGUUCCAAGACUCUGAUAAGUUGCUGUCUCACGUGACUGCAAAAUGCCUGGCGUGGCUUCUGUAUUUCCAACUGAGAGAAAAGAUAACAUUAAGUAAUUCCUGGAUUGCUUUUUGCCAAAAAAGUCUUUCUGAAUACUCUGAAAGUGAUAAGGUAGUAUACUGCCUCUGGACUCUUACUGCUGUAAUAAAAGAAAUCUUUAAAGAUACAUGUUCACAAAAAUCAGAACUUUUGAAGCAGUUCCUGACUCCUUUGGACACGCCCUUUGAAGUCUUUUACAACUCCUUCUUUUCUCAGCAUCUUGAAAGACCCCCGGGCGCUUGUAACAUAGCAAACAGCUUGCUGGGUGUCCUGGAAUUGCUGGAACUUCUCAUAGCUUCCAGAGCCCACCGGGACCUGCAUUUCACCUGCCAGAGGAUCGUCUUUUUGAAACCGUCUUGUGUCCUGAACGCCAUCACCUGGCCCGUUCAGGCUUUCGUCCAAAGGAAGUUCGUCAUAUUCCUCAAAAAGUGCCUUCUCUGGAAAGUGGGUGAAGACCUUUGUCGCGGGGCUGUGGCCGCCCUGGUGCCCCCCGAUCGGCAUUUAGACGGGGACGUGGUGGCUUUAGCUGAUGCUGUGUUGCAAGCUGUGGAUUCGGGCUUAUUGGGGACGUUAUCUGUCCACGGAAAACCUUCCUGCUUUGCUGGCGGUGAGGUUCAGCCUGGAUGUGAGCGGCCCCCUGGUCCAGAUCACGUGAUCCUUAGAGCCACGAGCUUGCUUAUCAUGAAGUCCUUAGAAAUCAAGUUUCAAAAGUGUGCUUCUGCCAAGGAAAUGAAAGUUGAUUUGCAGAGGUACAUGUCUGAGCUACUGACCUUCUUAAAGCCUCAACUCCAGCCCUCCGUGCAGGCACACAAUCCGUGCGAGUGGUUGUCGAGGGUCUUCAUAGAACAAGACGAUGACAUGCUGGAGGCUGCCAAAGCAUCAGUGGGCAUCUACCUCAAGCUCACCAGAGAACAUGAAGCUGCUCAAAACUUGGCCCAGGAAAAAGAAACGUGGGACCGUCACACACACGAAAAUGGCUACAACCCGCACUGCAUUUUUUUAUUCCUUUUAAAAAAUAUAGGAUUUGAUUCUACAGUUCUUCUUGACUUUUUGAUUUCAUCCGAAACCUGUUUCCUGGAAUAUUUUGUCCGAUACUUGAAACUACUGCCCAAAGACUGGGAUGCAUUUCUUACCAUCUGCAAGCACUUUGAUGUAACUGAACGUACCGAUAGCAUAAAUACUUGUGGUCGGACCUCCUCACUUGUCCAAGGCACAGGCAGCAACCGCACAGAAUCCAGGCCGCUGGCUGCCCUGGGCCGUCACAGGAGCGCGCACGCCUGCGUCUCCUGGGCGUCGGAGGCUUCCCCGGACCCACCGAACCAGGUCGUGAUGUCCCGGGAGAGCCACGCCUCGCCCCAGCCCGGGAGUCGGGCUCCCCCGCAAGCUGCCCAGAGCCUGGUGGAUUACGACACCUCCGAUGACUCCGAGGUAGAGUCCCCAGACGUGUGCUCAGCAAAUAGUAAGCAGACACCUGUACACCGAGAAGCCACGGAGAAAACGCAGGACACAGUGGGAACAAGGAGGGGUGAGAAAGAACGGAGCUCGGAGCUGCUGUCGGGGCCUGUGGUUCCGAAAGAAGCCGAUACUCCUUCCUCUGUGGGCUGUGGCGAACCCCCAAGGGACGCUGUCUGUGAAGUGGGAACAUUUUACCGAACACUGAAGUGCUUCCAAGAGCUGCAAGGUGCCAUUUCCCGAUUGCAGAAGAGAAACCUUUUCCCGUAUAACCCGUCGGCCCUUCUGAGGUUGUUAAAACAGAUCGAGGCGAUCGGUAAUAAAAGUACGAGCCCUUUUUGAAACGGUGGCAUUUCCUUUCCAGGAACUGUUGGUUUUGCCUGAAUGAGGUACUGGUAAAAAAGCAAACCUCCAAAGGGUUCUCUUUUCUUUUUGCCGAUUGGAAGCAGCCUGGUGACUUAAAAAGAUGUAGCGAGCCCAGCCUGCGCGUGUCGACCUAUGAACCAAGAGGUCGCCGUUCCAUCGGGGCACAUGCCCACGUUGCAGGCUCGAUCCCCAGUAGGGGGCGUGCAGGAAGCAGCCGAUCAGUGAUCCUCUCUCAUCGAUGUUUCUCUCCCUCCCUCCCUCCCACGGCCAUAAAGGUAUCUCUAUCUUGAAUGGAGAGAACGUAGAUAAAUAUUGCCUGGUUUUUAUCUUUUCUACAAAUGGAACCCUAGCGUAUGUGUUCUUUGGUGUCUGGCUUCUUCAGCACUAUUUGGAAGCGUGUUCUAAAUUAUUUUUUUAAAUAAUGGUCAAGUCGCUGCAUUUCCGCCAUUAAACCUCUCCGCGUUGUCCCCAGCACUCCCCGUGUGCUGGGAUGGUGGCAUUGACAAACAGACUGUUUGUCAGACUCAAACAGGUUCUGCAGGGCCUUGUGCAAUGGGCCCCAACCUGCUGCUUUCACCCGUGGUUCUCCCCCACCCAUGUCUGAGCAGCAUCACCUUGAUUUUCUCACAUAUUCCCUCAUCACGCCCCAGCUUCCAUGUUGGAUCUGGGAAGCCUCCCCCAUCUAUUUUGUUAAUUCUCACCCGAGGGUAUCUUUCCGUUGAUUUUUAGAAAGAAUGGAAGAGAGGGGGAGAGGGAGAGAGAAACAUCGAUGUGAGAGAGAGAGACAGACACAUCGAUUGGUUGCCUCCUGCACUCGCACUGACUGACCAAGGCCAGCGAUUGAGCCUGCAUUGAGGUAUAUGCCCUUGGCUGGGA